Molecule: messenger RNA, 814 nt
Organism: Tricharina praecox
Lineage: Eukaryota; Fungi; Ascomycota; Pezizomycetes; Pezizales; Pyronemataceae
Exons: 4
Coding region: 55-333 (92 amino acids)
Source: RefSeq, a predicted model, not a curated record
CCCCACCCCACCCCACCCUCUGCCACCCUUUCACCACCAGAGAACACCAUCACCAUGUGGAUCCGCGUCGUGGAGGCAUGGCUUGUAGCACGACUCUUGGCAAGCCCGACGUUCCACCGCGCGGUGCGCCGCGUCCACGGAAGGCUCACGGGCGUGCGCCACCUCCAGGACGAGGAGGAGCCGUCGAAUCUGCACACGGGGCAUGAAGGUGGCUCCGACGUUGACAAUGUGCAUGCAGGCGCGGACCAGAAGUUGCCCGUCCAGAAGAAGGUCUCGGCGUUCCUGAAGAUAUAUGUCGAUGAGCUUAGGAACGAGUUUCGCAGGAAACCGUGAUGCUCCUGCUGCUUCCCGCUCACGACCAUGUACAGUACUUGCAGAAAUAUAUCUCCCUUUUUUCCCGCUUUUUUUUUGUUUUUUUUGUUUGAGCUUUCCGUGCAUUCUUCUUUUUCUUUCUAGCUUCGUCUCUGCCCUGUGCAUUAUGACAGCUUUCCCCGGACAUAAAUUAAGCUGCUUGAUCACUUCCGUAUCAUGCUGGCUCUCAUUCCGUCCGAAGAUUAUACCUCCCAGUACCAGACCGGUUUGAGAACCCUUCCUUGGCGGAAACUUCCGCAGUGGAGCGUUUCUUUCAUGUCCAGCGUGCACAUUUAUUUUAUUUAUUUUUAUUCUUUUGGAGGAUUGUUGGAGAUUAUGGAGAUCAAUACACACGCGUCGAAUAUUCUCAAAGACGGUCCAAGUGAGGCAUGUAGAUAGAAUCAUUCUUUGAAGAAAAAGCAAACAGUAGAGAUACGAGUACACAAAAACAAACUCUAGUGAU